AUGCCUGAGGGUGGAAAUCGAUUUGCUACUGCUCCAUGCACACAGUUGUCUGUCCAAGCCAUCCGGGACUUAGAAAACCAACACUCGGUGACCAUUGUCAAGAAGCCACGGCCCGCCAGGCCCAAAAUACGCUCGGUCAUAUGGCAGCAACCUCUCAAAAAGAGGGGGGGUGUUCAAGACGGCCAUGUGAACAAGACCUAUGAAUAUCCCCAACCCCAGCGUGAAGUGGCGUACUCCCAUGCAGAGUAUGUCUGGGGGGGAGAAAACACGCCUCAAGUGAAGUCAACCAUGUGGCAGUACCUCCAGAGAAAUGAGCAGUACUAUCAGGGUGCUGCCAGGAGCGUUCCUGGGCCCAGCUACAACCAGCAGGCAGAGGUAGGUCCUUACAGAAAGUACGACCAUGAGGAAUAUGAACGGCGCCGCCAGCUGGAACAGGUUCCACAGAUAACGCUCCAAGUCCCUAUCACCGACCUCAACAAUCUAUCAAAAUUGAACGCAUAUCGCCGCCGUCUCGGUCUCGGCCCCUCCAAGAACCUAAUGAGCAGCGCCAUCUACGACCACCAUCCCUCAGCCGUCGACAACUACUAUGAACAAAAAGACGUGAUGCGCUGGGUCUUGCACGGCAGCCACGACGACGACGACGCAGCAGACCUGCGCCAGGCCCGCGAAGCAUUGCAGGCCAAGCAUCAGAGGAGACUCUACCUCGAGGUUCUGCACAAGCGAGUCCUGCGCCACAGUAGCGGGAACAUUUCCGCCGACUUGGCUCGUUCACCCGAGACUCGCUCGCCCCAGGAAUAG
Messenger RNA from Xylaria bambusicola, 798 nucleotides. RefSeq lists its product as uncharacterized. Lineage: Eukaryota; Fungi; Ascomycota; Sordariomycetes; Xylariales; Xylariaceae. The transcript is spliced from 3 exons. The record is from RefSeq and is a predicted model, not a curated record. The coding region runs from base 1 to 798 and encodes 265 amino acids.